Messenger RNA from Phragmites australis (common reed), 915 nucleotides. RefSeq names its product thiol protease SEN102-like. The transcript is spliced from 4 exons. Lineage: Eukaryota; Viridiplantae; Streptophyta; Magnoliopsida; Poales; Poaceae. The record is from RefSeq and is a predicted model, not a curated record. Bases 1 to 915 code for a protein of 304 amino acids. Gene Ontology annotation, molecular function: cysteine-type endopeptidase activity. Gene Ontology annotation, cellular component: lysosome.
AUGGAAGGCGGCAAGAUCAGACCGAGCCACAACAGCAGCGGGAAAACACUGGCCAUGGGGAAUAACCUCAGAUGGUAUGCGCGCACAACCGAGCUCAACAACAGCAUGACGGCCGGGAUGCAUGUCUUCAACAGGACGUCCAGCGCACAGGCUACAACGACAGGGCCGCCCCGUCCCCUCCACGGAGAAGGACCUGGCCACAGAGGUGAACCUGUGGAUGCUGUACGAGAAGUGACGCGGUGUGCACUGUCCUGGGACCUCAAGGAGAAGAAGGCCAAGUUUGAGGUGUUCAAGAAGAACACCAUGUAUGUGCACAAGUUCAACACGCGCAAGGACAAGCCGUACAAGCUUGGCCUCAACAGGUUCGACAAGUUCAAGAAGAAGUACACCGGCGCCAAACCCAUUGAUUGCGAUGCCACCAAGCACAAGAUGGCCACCGCCGCCUCCACCAAGGUCGCCGACGGGAGUUGCUGGGCCUUCUCGGGCACAGAGUCCGUGGAGAGCAACGCCAUCGUGACCGGGAGCCUCUUGUCGCUGUCCGAGCAGCAGAUACUCUACUGCUCCGGCGCCGGCAACUGUGAAUAUGGCGGUCAGUCCUGCGUGUUCGAGCACGCCAUGCAGACCGGCAUUGCCUUGGACUGCAACUACCCACCCUACGAAGCCAUGGACGACCAGUGCAGGAUCGACUACCUCUAUGGAUGCAGAAUUGCAGAGCAAGACCCGAUGGUGAAGAUCGAUGAGUCCGAGGAGAUGCCGGCGUACAAGGAGAAGGCGCUCAAGUACAGGGUGUACCUUCAGCCUAUGUCCGUCCACAUCGAGGCGAGCUACGACCGGACGCUGUACCAGGAGGGGGUCUUCGCCGGCGCUGCGGUACGUAUCUGGGCCACGCGGUGGUGGCGGUCGGCUACGGCGUGA